AAUUAAUUAGAAUUUAAAUAAGAAUCUUUUUAUUUUGAAAUGGCAAGUUAAAUAAACCAAAGUUCAGAGAUUAGCUAAAUAAGGCAAUAAGUCAUUUAGGACUCUGAAAUAAAUAAAAGCUACAAUGUUGUAUAGUAAGAAAGCGUUUUUAGAGGAGAAUAAUCAUUUAACAGCUAGCCUUACGCAUAGAUUUACACUUUAGGAAAGUAGCAAUAGCAAGAGAUAAAUUUCUCUUCAGAUAUUAAAACUAGCUAAUAAAAUAAUAUAAAAUCUCUAAAUUCAUCAAUUACUAGAAAAGUAAUCCAUUAUGAAAACCCUAGAAAAUAUGUAGAAUAUAACAGUCCUUUAAAAUAUGAUAAUCAAGCUAUUAACUACACAAAUAAAUCAUAUAACUGCUAGUAAUGCAAUUAAUCUUGCACUUGCAACUCUGUUUAAAUUUCUUUAAAUCCCUCCUAUCGCUUUAAGAUAACAAGAGAAAUCGACCUAAAGCAAGCAAAAUUUGAUAAUGAUAAAGAAUAUGAAUAACUCCUCCUAAAAGUUUAAAAUUUAGAAGCUUAACAUAUUUAAGAAAUUAGCAAAUUAAAAUAAGAAUUUAAUACAGAAAGACAAGAUUAUGAAAAAGAAACAUCUCGCCACUAAUUAGAAUUAUUGAAAACUGUAUAUGUAGAAUAGUAAGAAAUAGCAAAAACAAUAAAAGAAAAAGAAAUCAUAUAAGAAUAAAAGGUAGAAUUUAAAGAAAAAUCUGUUGAAGUAGAGAAACACUUAAUCUAAAUAGAAUAGUAAACAUAACAGAUAAAAUAGUUGGAGGAGAAAGUAAGUAUUAUUAAGUAAAAAAAAAGAGUUUUAUCAGAAGAAAAUCAACAGUUAAAAUAAACUCUUUUUGAAAAAGAACUCUCAAUUAAAUAGCUAGAAAUAGAGCUAUAAUAGAAAUUAUACGUAAAUGGUGUACAGUCUCAUUCGAAUUUAAGCGAAAUAGAAACCUAAAACUUAUUUUUGAUUUAAGAACUUGGAAGAAUCACCGAAGAAAAUGAGCAACUUAAAAAGAAUGGUAACGUUAUUGAAAAGCUUGUAUACGUUCCUUCUGUUCAGAGUAUCACUAAAGUAAAAGAAGUUCCUCCUUAUAUAGAAGAAAAAGUUAUUUAUGUAUAAGACACAGAUUAAUUGGAAGCUUGCUAAAAAAUUAUUAAUUAGCUUUAAUAAGAAAACUUAAUUUUGAGUCAAGAAAAAUAAAAGCUAAUUUUGGCUCAUGCUGAAGAAAAAACUUAACUGAUGGAGAGAAUAACUAAUAUAACAUAGUUGCAAAAAUCAGAUUAAGCUAAUAUCAUUAAAGAAGUAGUUGUUUAAAAGGUGAUAGAUAGAACGGAAAUAUAAUUAAAGGAAGAAGAACUUUAAGAAUCUUACAAAAAAAUUUAAGAAUAUUCCCUCAGAAUUGCUGAAUUAGAAUAAAGUGUUUAGAGUUUAUAAUUAGAAAUAUAAAGACUAACUAGAAGCUAUAAAAUUUUUAAAUUACCAAACAGCUACAGAAUUGAAUAAAGUAUAGAAACACAGAAUACAGUUCAUUAAACUAAUGUUCUUAAAAUAAAUCACUAAUUAGAGAGCAGUGUUAGAUAGGUUAAUUUCGAAAGUAGCGUAUUAAAAUAGGGAUCAUCCAAAAAGUAAGAGUAUUCAGCUGAUUAAACUAUAAAGAGAAACAUGGGUAAUUAUUUAGUGGAAACUGAAAGCAUCUAAUAAUAGCAAAAUGCUGAUGCUUAAAGUAUCAUAGAAAAUGAAUAAUAAAAUUAACAUUAAGAAUGA
Molecule: messenger RNA, 1794 nt
Organism: Tetrahymena thermophila SB210
Lineage: Eukaryota; Ciliophora; Oligohymenophorea; Hymenostomatida; Tetrahymenidae
Exons: 7
Source: RefSeq, a predicted model, not a curated record